CGGAUAAACCCGGACGGAUUCAUCGUUGCUGCGACCAUUAUCAUUCUGUAGCUGAUAGUAUGAUACUUCUGUACUUCUGAUUCUGCAAGAGACAAGAAGAAAUUGGAAUCGAGAAAUGGCGAAAUCGAGUGCUGACGAUGAGGAGCUGAGGCGAGCUUGCGAGGCCGCAAUCGAAGGCACUAAGCAGAAGAUCGUGAUGUCGAUCCGUGUGGCCAAGAGCCGAGGGAUCUGGGGCAAAUCCGGCAAGUUAGGCCGUCAGAUGGCCAAACCUAGGGUUCUUGCUCUCUCCACAAUAUCGAAAGGUCAGCGGACAACUGCUUUUCUUCGAGUCUUAAAAUAUUCCAAUGGAGGAGUUCUAGAGCCUGCAAAAUUGUACAAGUUAAAGCAUCUGUCAAAGGUUGAGGUUGUAGGAAAUGAUCCCAGUGGAUGCACAUUUAUGCUGGGUUUCGAUAACCUUAGGAGCCAGAGUGUUGCUCCAUCUCAGUGGACCAUGCGCAAUAUUGAUGACAGGAACCGCCUUUUACUUUGCAUCUUAAAUAUCUGCAAAGAUGUAUUGGGUCGUCUUCCUAAAGUUGUUGGUGUAGAUGUUGUGGAGAUGGCUCUUUGGGCAAAGGAAAACACACCCUCGGUUGUUACUCAAAGGAACCUACAGGAUGGGCCAGUUGCAGCGACUGUGACUGAAAGUGAUUUGAAAGUGACUGUCGAAAAAGAACUUGUCUCCCAGGCUGAGGAGGAGGAUAUGGAGGCUCUUCUGGGCACUUAUGUCAUGGGUAUUGGCGAGGCAGAGGCAUUUUCUGAAAGGUUGAAGCGGGAACUCCAGGCUUUGGAAGCAGCAAAUGUGCAUGCCAUUUUGGAAAGUGAACCUUUGAUAGAUGACGUAUUACACGGGCUUGAGGCAGCGACAAAUUGUGUUGACGACAUGGAUGAAUGGUUAGGCAUCUUUAAUGUCAAACUGAGACACAUGAGAGAGGACAUUGAGUCGAUAGAAACCCGUAAUAACAAGUUGGAGAUGCAAUCUGUGAAUAAUAAAGGUCUCAUUGAGGAACUUGAUAAGCUUCUUGAGCGAUUGCGUGUCCCUUCGGAGUAUGCAGCAAGUUUAACAGGAGGUUCAUUUGAUGAGGCUCGCAUGCUUCAAAAUAUAGAAGCAUGUGAGUGGUUAACUGGUGCUUUGCGUGGCCUUGAAGCACCUAAGUUGGAUCGUAACUAUGCAAAAAUGCGAGCUGUCAAAGAGAAGCGAGCAGAACUUGAAAAGUUAAGAAGUACAUUUGUCAGGAGAGCUUCUGAGUUCUUGAGAAACUACUUUGCCAGCUUGGUGGAUUUCAUGAUAAGUGACAAGAGUUACUUCUCUCAGCGAGGACAGUUGAAGAGGCCUGAUCAUGCUGACUUGCGGUACAAAUGCAGGACAUAUGCUCGCCUUCUACAACAUCUAAAGAGUCUUGAUAAGAAUUGCCUGGGUGCUCUGAGAAAAGCUUAUUGUGGCUCCCUUAACUUGCUUCUUCGUCGGGAGGCUCGUGAGUUUGCAAAUGAGCUACGUGCUAGUACAAAAGCCUCAAGAAAUCCAACUGUCUGGCUUGAAGCAUCCACUGGUUCUGGUCAAAACUCGAAUGCUGCAGACACUUCUACAGUUUCUGAGGCUUAUGCUAAGAUGCUGACAAUUUUUAUACCACUUCUUGUAGAUGAGAGUUCUUUUUUUGCACACUUCAUGUGCUUUGAAGUUCCUGCACUUGUUCCUCCAGGAGGUCUUGUCAAUGGUAACAAAACUGCAUAUGACAAUGAUGAUGUCAAUGAUGAUGAUCUGGGGAUUAUGGAUAUUGAUGACAAUGACAGUAAAACUGGUAAAAGCUCAGCAGAGCUUGCAGCAUUAAAUGAGUCUCUUCAGGAUUUACUUGAGGGAAUCCAAGAAGAUUUUUAUGCUGUGGUUGACUGGGCAUACAAGAUUGAUCCUUUACGAUGCAUAUCAAUGCAUGGAAUUACAGAGCGCUAUCUCUCAGGGCAGAAAGCUGAUGCAGCAGGAUUUGUGCGUCUCUUGCUUGGUGACCUAGAGUUGAGAAUUUCUACACAGUUUAGCCGUUUCGUAGAUGAAGCUUGUCACCAGAUUGAAAGAAAUGAGCGCAAUGUUAAGCAGAUGGGUGUAUUAUCAUACAUCUCACGAUUUGCAACUCUUGCAACACGAAUGGAGCAGUACAUCCAGGGUCAAUCUCGGGAUUUAGUUGAUCAAGCUUACACAAAAUUUGUUAGCAUAAUGUUUGUUACAUUGGAGAAAAUUGCACAAACAGAUCCAAAAAAUGCCGACAUGUUUCUGUUAGAGAACUAUGCAGCUUUUCAGAAUAGUUUGUAUGAUCUAGCCAACGUUGUGCCUACGUUAGCCAAAUUUUAUCAUCAGGCAAGUGAAGCUUAUGAACAAGCUUGCACCCGGCACAUUACCGUGAUUAUUUAUUCUCAAUUUGAACGACUUUUCCAGUUUACUCGGAGAAUAGAGGAUCUAAUGUACACAAUCACGCCAGAAGAGAUUCCAUUCCAGCUUGGGUUGUCAAAAAUGGAUCUCCGGAAGAUGGUAAAAUCUAGUUUAUCUGCGGUUGACAAGAACAUUAGCGUAAUGUAUAAGAAGUUGCAGAAGAAUUUGACUUCAGAGGAACUGUUGCCUUCUUUAUGGGAUAAGUGCAAGAAGGAGUUUCUGGAUAAGUAUGAAAGUUUUGCUCAACUUGUUGCCAAGAUUUACCCCACAGAGACCAUUCCGUCGGUUGUGGAAAUGAGGGAACUUCUGGCUUCCAUGUAGAAAGAGUAUUCGGCUUGAAUGUUUCUUUUCAGCAAAAGGGUGGCUUGUUGUAAUCGUUAUUUUACUUCCGGCUUGCAUGUGGAGAGAGUUGAUCUUGAACGUUCCCUUUUCAGGAAAGAGGUGUUUUAUCAUUAUUUUCAUAUGCUUUUGCAUAUUUCGGGUGUUUCUCAUAGUCAGAAUAGGUUGUGUAAAACUCGCGCAUAAUUGUCACUCGAGAAGACGGAAUAUGCAUAUAUUAUGUGUAGCGUCCAUGUAUCUUGGUUUGUGCUUAGUGCUUUUCAUGGUCUAUGCAAAUAGUGAUUGCAUCAGAGGAUGUUUUCCUUCCUGCCCCGGAAUCUGUUUCUUCUGGAUGUUUUCAAUGAUUUGCACCCAUUCUUUAGUAUUGUAUAAUAUUGUAUUGAUUAUUGAAGGGGGUUCCAUUAGCUUUUCACGGUA
Messenger RNA from Juglans regia (Persian walnut), 3211 nucleotides. Its product is annotated as exocyst complex component SEC3A. The coding region runs from base 116 to 2776 and encodes 886 amino acids. Gene Ontology annotation, molecular function: phosphatidylinositol-4,5-bisphosphate binding. The transcript has 25 exons. Lineage: Eukaryota; Viridiplantae; Streptophyta; Magnoliopsida; Fagales; Juglandaceae. Gene Ontology annotation, biological process: Golgi to plasma membrane transport; exocytosis. Gene Ontology annotation, cellular component: plasma membrane; exocyst. The record is from RefSeq and is a predicted model, not a curated record.